AUGUCAGGUGACCAAAUAUGCGAUGCUGAGACUUGCAAUAAUCGUAUGCUCUCUGGUUUGAAUAAGUGUCUUGAACAUGUCUACCAGAUAACUCUGGACUGGCAUACUAAUGAGUGGAUGGGGAGCCUUCCGGCUCUAGAGGCAGCGAUGCAGAUUGCUGUGAGAAAACAAUGGACCUAUCCUCAUAACUACCAGGCUAUCCAGGAUCGUGUUCAAGAGAUUCGAGAUGGCGAGCGGCCGUCAUCGGACCUUGUUAUACUGGAUAAUGAGUUCUCGCCCUCCUCUCAGCAGCCUUUUGAGAUUGCAAUUAUUGAUCGUGUUUACGGCCGAAUAUUAAUUAACACUCUAGUGAAGCAUCCUGAAGGGUCCCGUAUAGCAAGCAAUCCAUACAGCUCAGCUUCAAAUGGGCUCCCAGGCGCUAUCAACCUAUGCAAUCCUGUGGAGAGUCGCGGGUCUGAGUGGCAGCCAGAGGAAAUGGCUACCGUUUCGCAGAGACAGACCUGGAUUUCUUCAGCUGGGAAAAGGAAUAAUGAGAAGCAAGAUGGAAUAGAUGGUGGAGGCGAAUCAAGUGGCCCCUCGACCGUGACUACGCAUACCGUUGCCAGGACCGAUGACGAAGGGAAUAUGCUUAUGGUGAUUUCGGGCGACGAGGCUGACAACGAGAACUAA
This is a messenger RNA of Fusarium proliferatum ET1, 669 nucleotides long. RefSeq lists its product as uncharacterized. The coding region runs from base 1 to 669 and encodes 222 amino acids. The record is from RefSeq and is a predicted model, not a curated record. The transcript has 3 exons. NCBI's taxonomy places the organism in Eukaryota, Fungi, Ascomycota, Sordariomycetes, Hypocreales, Nectriaceae.